Messenger RNA from Daphnia magna, 1782 nucleotides. Its product is annotated as protein ANTAGONIST OF LIKE HETEROCHROMATIN PROTEIN 1-like. Bases 1121 to 1690 code for a protein of 189 amino acids. The record is from RefSeq and is a predicted model, not a curated record. Lineage: Eukaryota; Metazoa; Arthropoda; Branchiopoda; Diplostraca; Daphniidae. The transcript has 4 exons.
AGAAUGUCACUUUCAACAAAAUGAUUAAUGCACACUCUUGAACACUUCGUAAAAACGUAGUCUUUACGAGGAAUUGCUUUUGACCAUUUUAAAAGUAGAUCUAAAGUUGAAGUGUAAAAUAGAGGAACAUUUUCCUUUUGGGACUUUUUUUCGGAUUUGUACCCUGUUUUACAAUUGGGUACACAACAAAUCGUAGGCAUGGUGAACGAAAAAUAACCCCUCAGUUACUUGCGCUUCAUCAAAACAACAAACUAAACCCACAAUAACAACAAAACACAAAACUCUGAACUUGGGCGCGUCAAGUGGCGAAUCAGACGAAUCAGGAUUCGUCUGAUUGCUCUGAUUACACUGAUUUUCCACUAGAUGGCCUGCUUGCUGUUUCUAGGUACACAGCGUUGCCAAUUUUUGUAUGGGCAGACGGAAAAAUUUAGGAAAACAAUGAGGGAACUAAUAGCGAUUCUUAGUGUGUUUUUAGAAAUGAUGAACGAAGAAGACGAUGAAAUCGAAGUGAUCGUGAAUGAAUUGUCGCCUAGUUUAGCGUUGUUUUUGGCAAUACAGAACCAUCGUCUGGGACCUACAAGUUUUGUUGGGAUUACCAAUUAUAUCCAAUAUACCGUCGAACGGUACACAGACGAAUUGUUUAAACAGCAUUUUAGGAUGUCACGAACGGCAUUCCACGUAUUACGAAUAUUAAUUGUUGUACAUCUUUCGAUGCAUUUAAGAAUUGCUGAUAUGCACAUUCAGGAACUUAUACGGCGAUUUGAAACAUUUCCAGAGGUGACUACAAAAGUAGCUUACGUCCCACCUGAUGUGAAAUUAUACUUAACAAUAUGGACACUGGGAAACCAAGAUUCAUUCCGUGCAAUUGGGGAUAGAUUUGGCAUGAUGAAAGGUAAGAAAAGGCAAAUUCAGUUGUGCAAGAAACUGCAUGUGAUAAAUUUGACGUCCUACAGGUGAUGCCCAUUUUAUAUUUCUCACCACUUGCCUGAUUAUUAAAGCUAAUUCAACUAAUUUUAUUACAUGGCCGCACCGUAACCAACUGGUGGAUGUCAGUGAGCAAUUUUCGCUUCCCUACACAAUUGCCGUCGUGGACAGCAGUUUAAUCAAAAUCUAUCAGCCAAUGCAGCAUUUCGCUGCUUACACAUGCCGAAAGAAAUUUUGUGCAGUUAUUUUGCAAGCAACUAGCACGAAAAGUUUUAAAUUCACCAGUGUUAGCACGGGCUGGCCGGGUUCCAUGCACGAUGCCCGUGUGUUUGAGAAUAGCGCAUUAGGACGACAGCUACCGCAAAUACUUGGGGGAACUGGUUAUCAUAUAUUGGGAGAUCAGGCUUAUCCGCUUUCUGAUUACCUCAUGAAAUCAUACCCAAGAACGAGGUUAACCGAAACGCGUCGCAGGUUCAACCGCACUUUGAAUAGUGACCGGGCAUGCAUAGAACGCGCAUUUGCGUUAUUAAAAAAUAAAUGGCGGAGACUAAAAUUUUUAUACAUGCUACGGCUGGACCUCAUUCCCAGCGUUAUCAUAACUGCUUGCUGUCUCCACAACUUCGUCAUCGAAAUAGAUGGAAUCGACCAGGGGCUUUUGCAAGGCGCGGAAGUUGAUGAAAACGAAGAUCACUUCUAUGAAGACAACAACAAUAGGUUGAAUGGCAAAGGAAAACGUGACCGAAUAGGGUCUAUGCUGGAAUUCUGAAGAAAAUACAUCAAUGACUCAAUAAUCUCUUUUCAUGGUUUUUUUUUGCAGCUCGACACGAGGAAUCAUUGAAAAAAAUGCAUUUAUUUUUC